UGGACUAAAAAACAUCACAAAAUAGGCGCUAAAAAUGUGAGUGGUUGAUAUUUUGUUCCAACUCGCUGGGUAUAAGAUUUAGGCACUACUAACGAAGAUAUCUUGAUGAGCAGUUCAUGUUAUCUACUGACGUAAAUUAUCAAAGUUGACCGCAACUUCGGGUUGUGCAUCUCCUUUGGCGGGGACUUUUGGCGCAACUCUCGGCAUUAGACAAUAGACAGCAUACUUUGAGAAAUGAACUUUUUUAAAGUCCCGGCAAGAUCAGCUUUCAAAGGCAAGAAUCCGCCAUUAAUUUCUCGCUCAAGCUAACACUAUGAUACCAACUCUCAGGACUACGGUUUACGGAGUAUUUCAUUCCUCAUUCUCUCUCAAGUCUUAACGCUUUAUUUCUCACAAGCUUCAUAUUCCUUACUAUCUCCUGUUUCUGAAUUACUCUCUAUACUAAGCGCAUUCGUCUUGGAAAGAAGUUAAGGUUUUGUAUCUUGUCAUAGAUGGAUAUGGAUUGUGGACUUAGAAGGUUGCCCGGCUCCUCUUUAAGCAGAUUCAAACCGGAGAGGGAGGUCAAUUUUUCUACCGUUCAACAAUCUUUAGAUAUUCCAGACAUUCACAAGGAUGCCCCUUCAAUUACACACUCUCCUAACCGUGGUACUUAUUCUCCUACUGUCGACUAUGAUCCUAUUCAUAAGUACCUUAUACAGUUUCUAUUGGAGGAAGAGAGCAUUGAUGGGAACAACCCAGACAUGUCUUUUGAUCCCAGUGCUCUUAGUGCUGUUGAGAAUUUCUUCCAUGAAGCCUUGUGUUACAACCCUUCACCGUCUCGUGACAGCAAUGCAGGAAGCUCCGGGUAUGAUGUUGAGCAUCAUGAUCUCAAUAACUCUGACACACUCUGUAUUGUUGAUCCUAGAGAAUCUAAAUCAUCUGUGGCAAGUGAUCAUCCCGAUGUUCCCAUCGAGCCAUCGUCAAGUCGGGCUAACUCUGACAGUGCAAUGGUUUCUCAAAUGGAUGCUUUCCUAAGUGCUAACUCGGUUCCAAAGAUAUCUUGUAAUGAUGAUAUUGGGUCCAUCUUGCAAUUUAAGAAAAGUGUCCUUGAUGCUAACCGAUUCUCUCAAGCUGAUAAACACUUGGUUAUUGAUUUGGAUAAAUACUCAGUUUCUCCACACGGUGAGGAAUUUACCAGAGAUUAUGUUUUCAAAAUACAGAAGGGCCUUUCAGCUGAUCUGUGUAUAGGAAAGAAACAUUACCAUCCAGACGAAAGUGGGUUAGACGAAGAAAGCAAAAGAAAGCACUCUGCAAUCUAUAAGGAGGAGGUUGACUUAUCGGAAGUGUUUGAUAAAGUUUUGCUGUGUACCGAUGAUAAUGAUGAUCCAUUUAAAGUCAGCACACAACAGAAAAGGCGAAGUGGCUGUAAGAGCCAUUUAAAGAAACGAAGCGAUGAUAGUGAAAUUGUGGAUCUAGAGUCUCUUUUGAUGGGCUGCGCACAAUCUAUUGCUGCUGCUAAUUAUAGGGAUGCAGCAGAUCAGUUACAGAAGAUAAGGCAGCACUCUUCACCUACCGGCGAUGCAAACCAGAGGAUGGCCAAUUAUUUUGCUGACGGUCUUGAGGCUCGACUGGCUGGAACUGGGACACAGCUGUAUUUGACUUCUCUCGAUAAAGCCAUACAUGUUGAGAUGCUAAAAUCCUACAUGUCUUCUUGGCCAUUUAUGAGAUUAUCAAUUUUCUGUGCAAAUAAAAUGAUUUAUGAAGUAGCGUCAAAAGGUGGAUCGCUGCACAUUAUAGAUUUUGGCAUUCUUCAUGGUAUCCAGUGGCCCACACUUAUUCGGGAUCUUUCACAAAGACCCGGUGGCCCUCCAAAACUUCGAAUAACAGGGAUUGAGCUUCCCCAGCCUGGUUUUCGUCCAUCACAAAUGGUAGAGGAGACUGGUUGUCGUUUGGCAAAAUAUUGUGAGCGUUUUGGUGUACCAUUUGAGUACAAUGCUAUAAUAAUAACAAAUUGGGAGAGACUUAAGAUUGAUGAUUUGCAGCUUGUGAGUGGUGAGGUGAUUGCUGUGAACUGUUUGAUUCGAUUCGAACACUUAUUGGAUGAAACAGCAGUUGGUGCGGACAGCCCUAGGGAUGCUGUUCUAAACUUAAUCUGGGAAGUUAAUCCUCAUAUAUAUAUGCAAACCGUUACUUGUGGAUCUCAAAACUCUCCUUUCUUUAUAAGUCGGCUUCGAGGAGCUCUCUUCUUCUAUAGUGCUGCAUUUGAUUUGCUUGAUGCUACUUUACCGCGCCAUGCCAAUCAGAGACUGAAUUUGGAAAAAGAAGUUGUGGGACGCGAAAUAAUGAAUAUCUUAGCAUGUGAGGGAAAGGAAAGAUUACAAAGGCCUGAAACAUGCAAGCAGUGGCACUCUCGCAUCAUGAGGGCUGGGUUCAAGCCCAUGCUUAUAAACCCUACAGUUGCGAAGAAUUUAAGCCGCUGGGCAAGGGAGGGAUAUCACAAAGAUUUUCUGUUUCUGGAAGAUGGAAAUUGGAUAAUGCAGGGAUGGAAAGGUCGGAUUCUGGGCGGCACCUCUUGCUGGGUAGCUGGACGAGAGACUCACAACCUGUGAUAGUUAGAAUGGUAACUAUUGGUAAGUAGUGUUUCUCCACAUUGGGAACGUUAGAGUAACCUUUCAGGCAAUACUGCAAUUAUUAUUUCAUGUUUUCUUUGGUUUCCAUUUUUGUAUAACACCGCUUGCUAGUUAUUUCCAUGUAAGCUGUUUGAGAACAUCAUUCAUGGCGGUUCUCUAGUUCUGGAUUUUCUUAUCUUAUUAAAAUAAGUGAGAUA
Molecule: messenger RNA, 2806 nt
Organism: Cuscuta epithymum
Lineage: Eukaryota; Viridiplantae; Streptophyta; Magnoliopsida; Solanales; Convolvulaceae
Source: the annotation of a GenBank genome assembly